Macadamia integrifolia is the source of this 1969-nucleotide messenger RNA. Its product is annotated as aspartic proteinase PCS1. The transcript has a single exon. Gene Ontology annotation, molecular function: aspartic-type endopeptidase activity. The record is from RefSeq and is a predicted model, not a curated record. Gene Ontology annotation, biological process: proteolysis. Bases 247 to 1569 code for a protein of 440 amino acids. Lineage: Eukaryota; Viridiplantae; Streptophyta; Magnoliopsida; Proteales; Proteaceae.
GCCAAUGGGGAAUGAACAGUUGUAAUUAGAAAAAGAAAGGAAGCAUUUUGUAAAUCAAUUUAGCAUCUAACAGAGACAUUGGUGAGGAAUGGUACAGAUUUUAUUCUCAAACCACUCAGACAAGAAAGUAACUUACCCAGUUUGGCUACGGACAGCUACAAAACCCAGAAACCGAGAGAAUUGAAACAUUGCUUGCUGGAUAUCUCCCUCAUUUCUAAGGAUUCUAAGGAUCUCUCUCUCUGCAACAUGGCAACUCUGCUUACUGCUCAUCUGUUCUUCUUCGUCGUCUUCUUUAUUCUGUCUCAAUCUUGCUUCUCCACCUGUUCCAAACAAUCCAGAGCAGCAGUUGUCCUACCCUUGAAAACCCAGAUGAUCCCAUCCAGUUCCAUCCCUAAGCCACCGAACAAAGUCUCUUUCCACCAUAAUGUGAGCUUAACAGCCUCUCUCACUGUUGGGAAUCCGCCUCAGAACGUUUCUGUGGUCAUUGACACCGGAAGCGAGCUGUCUUGGCUUCACUGCAACAAAACCCCAAAUCUGCUCUCCACCUUCGACCGGCUCCGCUCUUCUUCCUACUCUGUUAUCCCCUGCUCCUCCCCCACAUGUACGAAAAGAACCAGAGACCUCCCCAUACCAGCUUCGUGCGACUCCAGGAAGCUCUGCCAUGUCACGCUGUCCUACGCUGAUGCCUCCUCCAGCGAAGGCAACCUCGCGUUCGACACGUUCCGUAUCGGAAGCUCCGCCUCUCCGGGAACGAUCUUCGGCUGCAUGGACUCGGGAUUCAGUUCGACCACCGAAGAAGAUUCCAAGACGACAGGGUUAAUGGGCAUGAAUCGAGGGGCUCUCUCAUUUGUUUCUCAAAUGGGUUUCCAGAGAUUCUCCUAUUGCAUCUCCGACCGCGAUUCCUGGGGAGUUUUACUACUCGGCGGCGGCGGCAGCGGCAGCAACUUCUCCUGGCUCCAACCCUUAAACUAUACGCCACUGAUUCAAAUCUCGACUCCAUUGCCUUACUUCGACCGAGCCGCCUACACGGUUCAGCUGGAAGGGAUUAAGGUGUCCGACAAGCUGCUCCCGCUGCCCAAAUCGGUUUUCGUACCGGACCACACCGGAGCGGGUCAGACGAUGGUUGACUCAGGGACUCAGUUCACCUUCCUACUGGGCUCGGCCUACAGUGCCCUCAGGAACGAGUUCAUGGAGCAGACGCGAGGAAUCUUGACGGUUCUGGAGGAUUCCAACUUCGUCUUCCAGGGGACCAUGGACUUGUGUUUCCGGGUAUCCCUGAAUCGGUCGACCCUGCCUGUUCUACCGACGGUGAGUCUGGUGUUUCGUGGGGCCGAGAUGAGGGUACCUGGAGAAUGGCUGUUGUACAAGGUUGCAGGGGAAGUGCGAGGUGGGGAUCAGGUGUAUUGCUUCACCUUUGGGAAUUCGGAUCUGAUGGGUGUGGAGGCGUACAUCAUUGGCCAUUAUCAUCAACAAAAUCUGUGGAUGGAAUUCGAUCUACAAAAUUCAAGGGUCGGGUUGGCCCCUGUUAGUUGUGCACUCGCUGGUCAAAGAUUGAGUAAGGGUAUCUAAGGGGUCAGAUUUUUUUGUGCUUUCUCCUUUCUGUUUAUUUUUUAUUCAAUGGGGAGAGGGAUUUAUGCAUUGCUUACAUGUAUUGUCAUGUCGCAUGUCAAGUCAAUAGGUACAUGAGAGAGGAGGGAGAGAAUUACAAUGCAUAUAUAGGAAUCCACAUGGUCGUUAAGAAAAGAGUGAAUGCAUCAAAACCGUGAGAAUUGACAUGUCGCAUGUCAAGUCGAUAGGCACAUCAGAGAGAAGAGGGAGAGCCUUACAAUGCAUAUAUAGGAGCUCACAUGGUCAUUAAGGAAAGAGUGAAUGCAUCAAAACCGUGAGGGGGCAUGUACCAUCGAUACUAUAUAGUAUGUACAUCAUUCUCUUAUUUAUUCAUUUUCAUCAAAAUACGAUGAUAAAUAAA